Rubroshorea leprosula is the source of this 1582-nucleotide messenger RNA. The record is from the annotation of a GenBank genome assembly. Lineage: Eukaryota; Viridiplantae; Streptophyta; Magnoliopsida; Malvales; Dipterocarpaceae.
CACAAAACGGAUGAUCAAGCUUCUUCUUUCACAAUGUCUUUUCCCCCCUCGGGUGCAUUCGCUCCUUCCCCAUUAGCGCGCCCUCCCCCAGCGCGUACGAUCACCCCUUCCCCAUUAGCGCCCCCUCCCCCAUCGGGUACGAUCACCCCUUCCCCAUUAGCGCCCCGUUCCCCAUUGGGUGCGGCCCCUUCCCCAUUUAUUGCGUUCGCCCCUAACAUUAGUCCUGGCUAUUCUUCCCAUUCUGACCAGGGUAAUAUCGGACGGUUGGUUGGAAUAAUAGUGGCCGCGAUAUGUGGGACCUUGCUGACAUUUGGGAUCUUCUUUGCAAUCCGUCGUCGUUGUCGGCGUCCUGGUCGUCAAAGGGGAUUAGAUGUUGAUGCAUCCCCGCCGAUUAAUAAAAAAAAAGUUGAUGCACCCCCCAUGGAGAAGUUCCUGCAAGAGAUGGCGAAGGAGAAGCCGGUGGGAUUCACUGCCCAGCAGCUCCGUGCAUUCACGGGUAAUUACUCGACCAGGUUGGGGUCUGGGGGUUUUGGAGUGGUCUAUAAAGGGCAGUUUUCGGAUGGAGUCAAGAUUGCAGUUAAGGUACUUGAGAAAAGUUCUGAGAAAACGGCAGAGAAGCAGUUCAUGGCGGAGGUAGGCACGAUUGGGAGAACAUACCAUAUUAAUUUGGUUAGACUUUAUGGUUUUUGCUAUGAUAAAAAAAUGAGUGCGCUUGUAUAUGAAUUCAUGGAAAAUGGAUCACUUGAUAAAUACUUGUUUGGGGAAAGGGAUACAAUUGAGUGGGAAAAAUUACAUGAAAUCGCAAUAGGAACAGCCAAGGGUAUUGCUUAUUUGCAUGAAGAAUGUCAACAAAGAAUCAUACACUAUGAUAUAAAGCCUGCAAACAUACUCCUUGAUGCAAACUUUUUGCCUAAAGUUGCUGAUUUUGGUCUCGCAAAGCUCUACAAUAGGGAUCUUUCUCAUGUGUCAAAUACUGAGUAUCGAGGAACUCCAGGUUACUCUGCUCCAGAAUGCUUUAUGAAGAAUCUUCCUACAACAUACAAGUGUGAUGUGUAUAGUUUUGGAAUGGUGUUGUUUGAGAUUGUUGGGAGGAGAAAAAACACCAUUAUGAGUUCACCUGAAAGCCUUGAUUGGUUUCCUAAACAUGUAUGGGAAAAUUACGAGAAAGGUGAAUUGAUUGAAAUGACAAAGACUUGUGGGAUUGAAGAAAAGUAUAGUGAAAAUGCAGAGAGAAUGUCCAUGGUAGCAUUAUGGUGUGUUCAAGACUCACCCGAGGUGAGGCCACCAAUGAGUGUAGUAGUGAAAAUGCUAGAAGGAGGAGUGGACAUCAUGCCACCUCCUAAACCCUUUCAGUAUCUAUACUCAAUGGAAAUGAAUUUGCUCAACCCACGUACAACUACAACCAAUUCCAGUUUCUCCUCAAAUGAAGAAUGUAAUUAUUAUUGGUAUAAAGAGACCACACCUGUCAUGACCAAGUAUGAAAUACAAAUAGCUAGUUGUUAACUAUACUAAAAUCUAAAUUUCAACAAGUAAAUGUACAUUUUGUUAUGAUAUUGUUUUUAUAUAAAGUUUCUUACAUUUC